This is a messenger RNA of Drosophila serrata, 2761 nucleotides long. Its product is annotated as Golgi matrix protein 130 kD. NCBI's taxonomy places the organism in Eukaryota, Metazoa, Arthropoda, Insecta, Diptera, Drosophilidae. Gene Ontology annotation, biological process: Golgi organization. Gene Ontology annotation, cellular component: cis-Golgi network; Golgi apparatus; Golgi cis cisterna. The record is from RefSeq and is a predicted model, not a curated record.
UCGGUCACACUCGCCCGUUUUCGUUAUCAACAUUUAGAACUCUUCGCCUCUUUUGCCUUGUUUUAAAUUAAUUUUGUGGGCUUUGCUCCCAAUACCGGUGACAUCUACAGGCCAUGCCCGAUGAGACGCAGGAUGCCAAGGCGCAGAAGUUGGCCGCAGCGAGAAGAAAGCUGAAGGAGUACCAGCAGCGCAACAACAACAACAAUGGUCAGACGGGAGGAGCAGCGGCAGAGGAAGCGGUGUCACACUCGCAUUCCUCCACCGUCAGCAUAGCAAGCAACUUGUCCGAGCGCUCCGACAGCGAACUAAAUGUGAAUGGCAGCGGCGGGGGAGCCGGUAGCGGAGGCUAUCAACAGCCGGAUCCGCCCACAGUCCUGCCCACAGCGGCAUCUUUUUUCACCCAGAGCGAGUCGAAUUCACCGCACAAUGGCGGCCUUAUAGCCGCUGCUGACCCCUCCAACCUGCAGGCCAUUCAGGUAAUCAUUGCGGAGAAGGCCCAGCUAAAUGCGGAGCUAACAAAAGUUCGUCUGGCCUGUCGCGAGCGUGACCUGGAGCUGGAGGAGCUGCGCACCCUAAAGGAGCAGACCCAGCAGCGCCUGGAGCAGAUGCAGCAGCACUGCCAGGAUCAGCAGUCUGCCGUUGAGCAGCAGCGCCAACAGUACGGUCAGCUGGAAGGCCAACUGCAGCAGUCACAGGCACAAAUCCGGGAUCAGCAGUCCCAUCUCCACGAACUCGAGGCCCAGCUGAAGCAGGGCAACCAGCGACAGGACGAACUGCAGCAGCAGUUGUCCACGAAAUCGAAUGAGCUGGAAAUGGCCCAACUAAAGCUGCGCCAGCUCUCUGACGAGUCGAGCAUCAGUGCCGACAACCGUGUAGAGACGCUGGUUCAGACACAAUACAUGUAUGAACAGCAGAUCCGCGACCUCCAGGCUAUGGUGGGUCAGCUGACGCAGGACAAAGAGCAGGCGGGUGCCCAGUACCAGAACUAUGUGCAGCACCAAAGCGGUGAGAUAGCCAAACUCAAUGAGCGCAACACAGAGCUCUCAGAGGAGCUCAACGCUCUGAGAGAGCGUGAGCGUCAGUUGGUGGAGCAUGUGAGCGGCCUGGAGCGGGAUAUACAGAAGAACCUAAGCCUACAAGCGCAGUUCAAAGAGGCCGUCAGUCAAGAGCAGCCAUCGCCCAAGGAGGAGGAGCCCAGUGCUGAGGAGGUCGCUUUGCAGGCUGAACUAGCUUCAUUAAAGGAACGUCUCUCCGACCUCGAUUUUGAGCGCCAUGAAUUCCAGCUAAAGAUAAAGUCGCAGGACGACCAGCUUCAACUGAAGGAGUCCGCUUUGUCUGAACUAGAGCAGCAGCUCGAACGUCUGCAGGCCGUGCAACCGGAUCAGACCAAGCUUCUGGCCACCAUGGAGUCCGACAAGGUGGCCGCCUCUCGUGCCCUCAGCCAGAACGUAGAGAUGAAACAGCAGCUGGACGAGCUGCAGCAGCGAUUCGUUCAGCUGACUAAUGACAAGGCCGAACUGGUCAUCCGUCUGGAUUCCGAGGAGUUUGCGAAUCGCGAGAUACGCCAAAAUUAUGCAAGCAUGGAGCAAAAGCUGCAUGCCACCGAGGAGCGUUUUACGUUCAAGGACGAGGAGAUGAUUCGGCUGUCGCACGAGAAUGUGGAACUGCAGCGAAAACAGCUGAUGCUGCAACAGCAGCUGGACCGCCUGCAGCAUUACGAGGCCAAGGCUUACCACAACAGCCAGGAGAGCAAAGCAGGCGAAAGACCAGUUAAUGAAGCUGAAGAAGUCCAUAAUCAUGAUCAUGAUCACGACAAUCAUGGUGAUCAUGCCGGCCAUUCACACAAUCAUUCACAAGAUCACUCACAUCAUCAUUCACACGAUCACUCACAUGAUCAUUCACACGAUCACUCACAUGAGCAUUCACACGAUCACUCAAAUGAGCAUUCCCACGAGCAUUCGCAGGAACCCAGCCAGGGGCACAAUCAUUUACAUGAUUCCAAUCAACCUUUAACAGUUGGCGGUAGCCUGCCCACCGCCGAGGCCGUGGAACGUCUGCAAUCGCGCUUCACCACCCUGAUCAGCCAAGUGGCCGACCUGACCGAGGAGAAGCAUAGCUUGGAGCAUCUGGUCCUGCAGCUGCAGAGUGAAACGGAAACCAUUGGAGAAUAUAUCGCCCUGUACCAGACGCAGCGACGCAUGCUCAAGCAGCGCGAGUACGAAAAGGCCGCCCAAAUGCGCCUUCUCCAAGCAGAGCGUGAACAGUUGCGCGAGAAGAUCGAUGCGCUGAACAAGUUGGUGGGUAGCCUAGGCGUGGAGCCGCCCCCAACAGAUCCCGGGCAGACCGUGCUACAACACGAAACAGCAGCAACAACAGCAGACUCUCCCGCCGCCGGCGAAGGCGAAAACUCGCAGCAGAUUAUUAAUAAGAUACAAGAUAUCAUCAGCGAGAUCAAGGAGAACACGGAGCAGCCGACACACAGUCAUGCCCAUGCCGGUGAUCAUCUCAACUGCUGCUUGGGCAAGUUCGAGGUGGUCUGAAAAGUCCACAGACUGCUCGCCAAGUGCAAUUAUCGCCUGCUUACGUAUAUCCAUUAAUCACUUUUGCUACUGUAUUUAAAUUUGUAAUUUGUAAACUUCUUACCCCACGUCUUUUGUAAAUGUUUCCAGCGCAUUGUGUCCGCGACUAAACCAUUUUUGUGCAUCUGAGACGAAUCUACUUGUGCCCCCAACUAAAACGUAUUAUUAAACAAUCGACAUGA